This is a messenger RNA of Penicillium canescens, 1550 nucleotides long. RefSeq names its product cytochrome P450 ClCP1. The record is from RefSeq and is a predicted model, not a curated record. Gene Ontology annotation, molecular function: heme binding; oxidoreductase activity, acting on paired donors, with incorporation or reduction of molecular oxygen; monooxygenase activity. Lineage: Eukaryota; Fungi; Ascomycota; Eurotiomycetes; Eurotiales; Aspergillaceae. The coding region runs from base 73 to 1170 and encodes 365 amino acids. The transcript is spliced from 5 exons.
CUGUACUUAGCUUACUGUGUGUUGAUUACCUAUUAUAUUACCGUCUGCAUACCUGCCUCCCCGCCGUGACAUAUGGCCAUAAUCAUGUACAGCUUAGGCAGUGCCCUUGCGGCGUCCUUUGGCACUAUGGUGCUGUUUGCGGUGACCAGAGUUGUCUACAACCUUUGCGUCCAUCCGCUCCGCAACUUCCCUGGGCCGAUCCAUAUGCGGGCCUCGGUAUUCCCCUACCUCUACAAGGAAAUGGCCGGCACCCUUUCGGACGAUAUCCUGGACCUGCACAGGCGCUACGGCGAGGUGGUGAGAGUGGCGCCUCACGAGCUGUCCUUUGCCAACGCCGCGGCCUGGGACGACAUCUACAGUCAAAAGCAGAACUUGGGGAGAGAUACCCGCUUCUACUCUGUCCCCGAGAAACACCUUGCCUCUGUUGACCUUCAGAAAGGCAAUAUCGUCCGGCGCGCGCUCCAGCCUGGUUUCAGCGACAGGAGCCGGCGGGACCAGGAGCCCGCCAUUAUGUCUUAUGUUGACUUGCUGGUACGGCGACUGCACGAGAGGUGCGGCAAACGUGCGACGCCCCUGGAUAUGGUUCCAUGGUACGAUUUCACUACCUUUGACAUCCAUAGCGACCUAGCCUUAGGUGAGACUUUCGGCUGCCUUGAGAAGUCCGGCUAUCAUCCUUGGGUUAUGGAUACCUUCCAACUGAGCCGUGCCGGGAGGUUCCUACGGCUGCUGAACUACUUUCCUAGACUGAAAAAGCUUCUGUUCUUCUUGGUGGGGAAGUCAGCUCGGAAGCGGUCUAGGGAACACAGUGAGUUGCCGAGGACGAAAUUGCUGAAGCUUAUGGAUGGCAGCAAGGAGGAGCGCUCCGAUCUAAUCGGAAACCUAAUUAAGCGAAAGGACGACUUGGGACUAUCGAUGGAGGAACUCCAGGCCAACGCUAUCAUCCUGGUCCGUGCUGGGGCAGAGACCACGGCGACGGCGCUCUCCGGAUUAACAUACUACCUCUUGACGAAUGCGGAGGCCCUGGAGAAAGCAACCUUGGAGGUCCGAUCUACUUUUAAAGACGAAUGCGAAAUUACCUUUUCGUCUGUUUGCCGCCUGAACUUUCUGCAGGCUUGCAUGAACGAGGCACUACGGCUCUACCCCCUAUCUCGGUUGGAAUGCCGAGGGUGACUCCACGGGAAGGAGUGCUGAUUUGUGGACACUAUGUGCCUGGAGAUACUACCGUUACUAUCAACCAAUGGGCGCUAUACCACCAAGACAGCCUCUUUCGGGAUCCGUUCAACUUCCACCCGGAGCGCUUCCUCGGCGAUCCCCAGUACGCGAGCGACAAUCUCCAUGCCUUGCAGCCGUUCCUAGUCGGGCCCAGAGCCUGUUUCGGCAGAGCUCUGGCCACUGCAGUGAUACGCACUGUAUUUGCUCGACUGUUAUGGAAUUUUGACCUCCGAAUUUCGGAUGAGAGCAGAAGUUGGAUUGACCAGAAAAUCUUCCUCGUGCGGGAGAAGGGACCGUUGAAAGUUUAUUUGACUCCACGUGGUCUAGAAGCAAGCACG